Cylicocyclus nassatus is the source of this 340-nucleotide messenger RNA. Lineage: Eukaryota; Metazoa; Nematoda; Chromadorea; Rhabditida; Strongylidae. The record is from the annotation of a GenBank genome assembly.
AUGAUUCUUUUGCGUAAUUUGGUUUUCCGCUUACUAUUGCUUAAUUUCCUUCUUGUACACUGUUGCUCUUUGCGACGCCGUAACGUGGUGCCGAAGAUUGUCAAUUAUCCAAUACGAGAGGAAACCAUUAAGAGUGAGGUCGAAGGGUUGAAGAUGAGUGCGAGCUCUAGAGCACCGAGCAACCGGACUGCGCCAUUGCGAAACCAGCCGAGCUCCGAAUCUCGCUGUUUUGUUUAUGAACGUUUUAUAAUUGCCGCGUGUCUGUAAAGAAUUUUGGCUUGCUUGAAUGAUAGACUUUGAGAAUGUUUACACCUUAGAGAUAAAAGUUUUAAUGAUAAAG